This is a messenger RNA of Paramecium tetraurelia, 567 nucleotides long. RefSeq lists its product as uncharacterized. The record is from RefSeq and is a predicted model, not a curated record. Lineage: Eukaryota; Ciliophora; Oligohymenophorea; Peniculida; Parameciidae. The transcript has 2 exons.
AUGAAUAUUUCCGAAAAGAGUGAGCAAAUCAGAUAAACUUAAUCCCUUUUAGAUAUUAUAACUAAAGCAGAAAUAAAAGAUGCUUCUGAAUGGUAUUCAAUUUUCAUUGAAAUUGUGAAAAAAUUCCAAAAGUUCUUUAAAUUGAAAAGAAUUUAAAUAAUUUUAAACAGAUUUUACAAUUUUGUUCCCAAUUUUAGAAUUAAAUUGAAAAUUACUCUGAAGUUAUUUUUUCUAUUAAAAGCUCUUAAAAGUAAUUCCAAAACUUUAGGAGAAUAUAGAUUAAAUGGUUAAAAAUCAAAAGGAAAAAACGUAAAGGGAAUACCAAAUUGCAACUUUUUCAUCUUAAAAGGAAUAAUUAUUGUAAACUUUUAUUAUUUUGAACCUUUGGUAAAAAAAUGUUAAGCUCGUGAUUAAUACUAUGUACAAAUGGAGUUAUAAAAAAAAGUGAAAAGAUAAGAAGAUCAUUAUUACCACCUAGAAAAUGAAUUGAGAGAGAUUGAAAUUCGAAAUUAAAUUAAAGAUUUUUUAAAUUUCUUGUGGUUGAUGAAUACCAUAUUUGAUUUUUGA